AUGGUGGCGAGACUUUGUAUAGUAGGAGUGCUCUCUAGCUUGGCGCUAGCACUCGACAUCGGGGCGAACGUGGCUGCAGAACUUUACGCUCUCAGCCAAGAGAAGACCGACAGUACGUACUUAUCGGCAGGUCAGACUGCUGGGGUGGAUGAACUCGGUGCCGACCAGCUGCAAGAACUGUCGACGGGUGCGACGGUGGCAAAGGGAGUGGUACAUUUCGUUGAAGCCUUCCGUCCCGACGUGGUUUGCCGCGCCAGUGAGUCGCAGGGUACGCAGCAGGCGAAGUUCCUGAGCAUGUUUAACAGCGUCCGCUGCGACGUCGAUAGUCUCAGCAACCAAGAUGACGGCUAUCUCUACACCACUUCGACUGACUGCAGCGAUUUCCAGAAUGCCCACCAGGUCCUCCGCUGUGGAGCUAACUCGGAUAACCACGUCUGCUCAGUCCGACUCGCUCUCGGCCCAGACACAUUGAAACUGUGCCGCUGUCCCUUCCCCCUACGCCAGGAUCCUGCCUCGACUGAACCGGCGACUGACGAUACACCCGCUCAAGGAGACGCACCCGCUCAAGGAGACGCCAACGACAACACCACCUACUGCUCCAGCGACGUCGCUGAAUGGAUCGGCACCUUACGCGGCGACGCCUGUCAAGACUGCACUACGAGCGCUGCACAAAGCGGUCGCAGGCAACUUCAGGACGCCGCGAAUAACGCUUCCGAUACUCUGGCACCGAGCGCUUCUGACGUGACGGCCUCUGCUGCGACCGCUUCUGCCGUGACCGUCUCUGCCGCGACCGCGGCUGUGAACAGCACGGCGGAUCACGGGGGCACCGCGUCCUCCGACGGACGCGGCAGUGGCUCUCUCGGCGAGAAUGCGCCCGCUUCCGCCACUUCGGUUGCCGCUUCGCCCUCGGCUUCGGCUUCGGCCUCGCCCUCGGCCUCGCCCUCGGCGGCGGCCGUGAGCCCGUUGCUAGAUCCAGGUGCGGCGUUAUCAGGUUUGUUUGACUUUAGUGCAUUGGUGCCGACUUUGGCUCCGUCAAGCGUUUCGGAGAGUUCGGCGGCGGGAGAAAAAGUGUUGGCGGCGGCAUCUGGUGUGGUGCAAGGGGCGUGUAGAUCGCGAGAGGACUGCGGGUUGUACGGGAGCUGCGUAGGGGGUGUGUGUGCUGCAUUCUACCCGGAUAUUGAGGAUGUGAAGUUGAUACGUUGUGUGGAGGGGUAUCGAUGCGAUGUGGCUGGUGAGUUAUCAGGAUUUGGUGUGACGAGUGAGUUCCAGAUAAUUGGAGUGAGUCCGAGUGAGAUGUGCGGUACUGCGGAGCCGUUACCGCCGAAGUUGUCAAUAUUUGCGAACCCGAAUCGUUGGCGUUGUGCAGGUGGAGGUUCGGGUCAGUUCUGUGAGUUUAGUCCUGGUGUAGGUCAACGGCGGAACAAGACCAUUGCGCUUGAGGGACUGCGACUCUGCGGCUGUCCGAACGCAGAUGUUGGUGGCACAGGUAGGGCGUGUGGUUCGGCUGCAGACUUUUUCGUCCCGUUGGCCAAGCUGGGUGUGCAAGAGUGCUUAACUAAUGCACAUUGCCUUCAUAAGACAUUCGCAUACUGCGUCAACGACCACUGUGCCGGCUUCAUGGGCAUCGCUGCCUCCGCAGGUAUGAAGGUCUACCAGUGUUUAGUAAACAAAUCCUGCAGUGUUCAAUCCGUUGCCGCCAAAACCAUCAGCGAAGGACUCAAGAUCGUGCCCGUUGCAGCCGCUUUCAGCUGCGGUGCUACGCAAGCACUAGACCCAGGCUACUAUGAAGAAAGCGCACUACCCUGCAUCAUGGACGUAAACGGGGACGGGCAGUGCGACAUCCAUCUAGGCGUACCCAAGGCACUCGGCACCAACCGCCUUUGCGGCUGCAACGGCCAGGACCGAGGCGGGAAUGGACGACCAUGCGACGAACCGGAGGAUUUCGACGUCGAUUUGGGUCUACUAACCGUCGACCAGUGCAAUGUAGAUACUGAUUGUGCGGCUGCAGGUGUGUGUGUAGCGAAUAAGUGUUAUGUAGACACGCAGGCACCCUACGCCAUCAGCAUCCGUCCCGCCAACGGUACGGCCGUGGUUCCGCCAGUUGCGGACAUCCGGAUCACUUUCUCUGAGACUAUCCGCUUCUCGGCUGCUACCGACCGACGUGUGGUCUUGGCUUCGCCGCUGACAGGCGUCAAGUAUGACUUUGCCGUCGCAGAUCCGACGUUGCGAAGCUCUGCUUCCGAACCACACCGCGUCCGUAUUGAAGGCCGCGACCUGGUCAUUACACCCGACCUGCGACUCUCCAGUAUACCCGAGGGCCACUACCUUCUUGGCUUCGAGGGCGGCAUCGUCGAAGACCUACAGGGCAACGGCAACACAGGCAGCACCGACUACCACUUCAACGUCACCUCCGACGGCGGUUGCCCUUUCCUCGGCGUCACCGGCUUUGCCAUUGACACGCUCAACGUCAACGGUAUCUACCGCGCAACCGGCGUACUGAACAACAAACCCAAAUGGACCAGCAUCGUGCCCACCGUUGACGGACUCGAUGACAGUAGCCAGAUCUUCUGGUUCCCUGGCUCCGCUACAAGUUCCGGUCGUUGGGUCGUCGGCCUCAGCCACGACCACACCAAGUUUCUCAGCUAUCUCGACAUUCCCUUCGAGACUGCCACAAACGUUACUAGCACGAGUGGUAGCACUAGCGCAAGUGCCAGUACCAGCAGUAGUGGGAGCAAGACGGCUUCAGGUUGGGAUAAGACGUCGCUGAGACCUGUGACGGGUUUGUGGAAGAAGUGGGCGCGAGGCAAGUGGGUGGAGCAGAAGUCGGUGAUAAUAGAGUGUAUCCAGCAGCGAAACAUUUCGCCGCCGAGGUUUACAGGUUCGGACCCGUUGCCGCGGGCUCGAGGCGUGCCGACGCAGGAAUUUGAAAUUUCGUUUAGCUUCGAUCGGCCGGUAACCUACGGGCACUGGAGUCAGAUUUCAUUCAGUGCCGUGGACGGCAGCCAUGAGGUGGUGGUGGACCCCGAAGACGAGACGGGGGUUCGCGGCCGCGUGUUAUUGCGUGAUUUGGAGCACAGUAAGAUGCGCGUAAGACUUGCGGAAGAGCUGAAGCCGGGCACUGAGUACUGGGUCGUGGUUGAUACGGGUGCUUUCACGGACUUGCAAUACAACCCUGUGGCGCCCAUUGUGCAGGGCGACUUCAAGAUCACCACUUACGGCGUUGGAUGUUACCCCUAUCCCGCGGGACCUUAUGACCACAUCGGUAUUUCAUACCACGAGGACGAUGCGCCUUAUGAGGCGGACGGGUUCGCGGACGACGAGGCAGACACCCGUAGUAUCCCGCAUGGUACCAAACUGAAGCUGGGUUGUUUGCAAAAUUAUUCACCGAGGUUCAAACAGGCGGAUGCCAUGAAGCAUUCAGAUCUCAUAUUCUUCGGCAAGCAGGGCGGCUUAAAGGACCUGGAUGGCAGUACUUCCACGUACGUGGUAUCGACGUGUAUGGACGGCGAUUGGGAUUACUUGAACCUACCUUGUCAGGCGGACUGUGGAGUGUACCCGCCGUUGGCGAACCAGUAUGAAGUGUCGGUGACGAAGGUGGCAACGGACGACAACGAUAUAGUGCCAUUUGCAAUAGGGUCGGCAAACCUAACGAUCUUCAAAACGGGUUCACAAGUACAACUCAAAUGCGCGGACCAUAGCGAGACCUUGUCGGGCAGUGCGCUGGGUGAGGUGAGCACGUGUGUGCAUGGCCGUUGGACCGCCACAAAUUUGCGUUGUGGCGCGACCUGUGGGCCCUUCCCGGACUUGGGGAAGGCCUACGCAGUGAUGUCGGGUACUGGCUUGAGCGUGGGCAGUAGUCGCACUAUUGCCUGCAACAGUGAUGCCAAGGGUGAUAGAGGCCGUACGGAGACGAUUGUCUGUGGCGAGGAUAGCAAAUGGCAGACGCCUAGCCUAAAGUGUUACUACAAUUGCGGACCGCUGGACCUUAAGGGUGUGUCCUAUACGUACGGUCUGACUCCGUUGACGGCGAGUCUGGCAGCGUCCAAGGCAUCGGGGGUAGCGGGCGAGACGUACGUCUUCAGAUGCGAAGACCAGACGGUACCACUCUUGGCGAACAACACCGAGGACUCGAUGCCGCAGUGGAUGGACGAUUACUGGGCCGAGGUGGACUCUCGUUUCCCCGUUUCUAACUCGGCGCAGCAGACACAACUUUCCUGCGUUGAGGGCGUUUGGACCCGCCGUCGUCCGUUGUCUUGUCAAAAGUCCUGUGGCCCCUUCGUUCCACCAGGUCCUGGGUACAACACAGUGCUGGCUCUCAGCUCUGAGGCGAGCACUUCUGGUUCCACAGGUCCAGGUGCUACAUACAACGUCACGUGUCGUGGGGAUGCAGUGGCGAAAUAUGCGGCCCCAGAUCUGCGUGUCGAUCAGAUCGUAUGCCUCAAGGGCGAGUGGACGCGUGUGAGUCACAAUGUGGAGUGUCUGGGAGCGUGUGCUCAUCCCGUUGUGUACUUUGGUCAAAAUUACCGCGUAGCGGACGAGGCCAGCAACGCACUAACUCUACCAUCCCGACCUUUCCAGUAUAGACACGGGAGCCAGCACUUUUUAGUGGAGUGUGCGCAAGGCACACAGCCAUUGUCAGCACCAUUGUUGGCAGAUCCGGGCUUGUAUGUGUUACGUGGAGCCUCACCGGCGGACCCGGAUGGACCAGUGAAGAUAAGUGAGGUCAAGGCGAUCCCGACGGUGUUCGAAAAUCCCAAUCAGGUGGUGACUUGUUACGACGGUGAGUGGAUACCGCUUGUGCGUCAGGGUGUGGAAAUGAGCACCAAGUCGUUGUUGCGCUGCUCGCCUUACUGUCCUUCGUUCAAUGCGAUUUAUUCUGCACGUUACUCGCGUCAGGACGAAGCCGUUAGCUUCAGUUGGGGCGCUCGUCGAUCCUUUUAUUGUGCCGCCGGCUUGACUGGCGGCCAUGUAGGCCGACUGGAAGACGGUGUGCUCAGCUUCGUGCCACGCGACUCCGUACAACUGGUGUGUGCACGAGGCGCUUGGACGGCGCCGCCACCCCCCUUCGCCACGCCGGAACUCGCACUGCCGUUGACGCCGCUGGGCGACGCGUUGGUCGUAAGACACGCACAAACCCGAACGGAGACGCUGCAAAUCGCCAUGUCAGCUGCACUGCCCUGCGGCCGCACGUGCGCGAAGAGUAGUUUGGAAACACUGGUCCGGCAGAAGCGGCUUCGGAUCGUGAAGCCCGCACGUAGCAGUUUGGCCAAGAACGUCGCACACGGCACACUAGUUGACAUUAGCUGCGACGUCACCACCACACGCAUUUCCGGACCCGCUGCAGAUCGCGUGGCCUGCAGCGACGGCGAGUGGACACUACCGCUCCUAGUGUGUGGGGCUGCGUCUUGCUCCGAUGGCGCCAUCAACGGCCGGGAAACCGAUGUCGAUUGUGGCGGCAGUUGCAGUACCGCUUGCCCAGAGACUCUGCACUCUUGCGAAACAACCGGUGCAUGUCUACCCUGCACCGACCUUCCCGAUCCCACCCAACUCUUUACCCUGGAGAUGCCCUCUUACACUGCCGGCGCCAUACUCAAUACACAUGACCUUCCACUACCGCACAAAACUCUCGUGCAUGCACAUCAUAACGAAAACUUCUACCUACCUCUCACCGCCGUUGCCGCCACCACCUACAUACCCUUCAUCUGCGUUAACGGCGUCUGGGAGCGUCUUCAAAAUGGCGCCUCAAGACGACGGCUCCAGACGACGGAUGAUGCCUCGGCGGCUGACGCCGGGUUGGUCAUGUCGGCAAACUACAGCCGCUCUCUUGACGGCUCCGAAUGGCAAGGCCGUGGCCUCGAGGCCGUGGACGGCCAAGUCGGAGAUGGCCAAGUCGCGGACGGCCCGGUUGAGGAUACGGACGGUACGGAGGUGGCUGGUAGUUGGGAGGGCAGCGAGUUACCGAAAGAGUUGACGGCGGUCUCGGCGUCGGGUGCACUGGCGGUGCAGACGGUAUCUUGUUCCGAUGGCGUAAUGUCUCGUGGCGAAUGGGGCAUUGAUUGUGGUGGCGUGUGUGCGCGCGUGUGUGCUGAUUGCUUCGACUCAGUGUUGAAUGGUGACGAAGAGUGGGUGGACUGCGGUGGGUCCGGUUGUCGAGCUUGCGGUGCCUGUGCGAUGGCGGAUUUGAAGGCUUAUGAUUCGAGUUCCUACGAUGUGGCGUCGGUAGCGAUCGACUUGGCCACGGGGAAUGUGACCAAGACGAGGGGAACGAGUAGUGGCUUCGACAAUAAGGUGGCGAUGUCUCAUGGGACGGGAGUGAGUAUUGGUUGCAGUUCGACGGCUGUUGUGGCUGGCGGGAAUGCGCCCCUGGAGCUAGUUUGUCUCGACAGGAGAUGGUGGCCGGCAUCGCUCGGUCGUGAGAUGUUGUUGGGCGCUACAGACGUCUCUCCUGCCGACUUCACGGCAUUACCCAUGUUCGCUUUGCGUUGCGAAGAGAGGGGCACACACCUUUUGGAGCAGCAGGUGCUCCAAAAGUUCCAAAGCCCAGGCUUAAGUUUAGAAUUUUGCGCGUCCCAAUCGAGCGAGUUCUGCUGUGGCCUGUUGCGAGCCUUCAAUGCGGAGAUGUCCGGCGAGUGCGGUGCAUUGCUUUAUGGUGGUAAGGUGCAAGCUUUCUGCAAGGGCGUCUGUUUCCAGAGACUCAAACAGAUUACUGACUUUUACGACAAACUGAGAGAGGAAACCGUGCGUCGUAACGCGGGUGGAAGCAUGGGUGAUGACGACGCCAAGGAACGCGAGAAGAGACGAAGUACUUGCGAGCAUGUAGCGGAAGCUGUUCGUGCUGCCAGUGACGCUUUUUGCUACACAAACACAAAUGAGGUGGAGAUGCGAAAGGAACAGGGCGCCCAAUCCGUCUUCCAUGGCAAGCUGAGCGAGUUCUGCUUCGCCACUGCCGGCACCGAUCUCGCACACCUUCGCACACUGGACGUCUACCAACGAGUCGCCGACAUCGAUAUUGCCUGCACCAAACACAGCUGCUUCCGCAACAACGUUGGCUACGUCGACACCAUGUGGCAGCUCAUACACCUACCCGACGUUGUCUUCGUCCGUGACUCCAACGCAGACGCCAACCUACGUCGCCUCUCCAGCGACUCUAGUUCCAAAUUCGACUCCAGUUCCGGAUUGGACAACACCGAACGUUACCUCGCACAUCUGAUGCAAAUUCGCGACCUUGAUCCCACUGCACCACUCAAUGCGGCUGUGGAUACUUUGCUCGCCAUGACUCAGGAGGAGACACCAGCAUUCGAGUACGAACCGGGAGCGUUGGAGACCCAACUGCCCCUCGACCUCUGGGAACCCUAUCAUCUCCUCGCCAACGGCAGUGCCCAGGCGGCGGGACGGCGCCUAAGUCCGCUGGAGCCGACUUGUCCGCGACGACGGCUCUCGGGACUGACGGGUGCGACGCCGGUAGUGAACAGUAUUUUCCGAGACCCGGCGAGUGUCCAGUAUACGGACGCGGUUGUGCCCCUCAUGUGUCUAAAGGAUAGUCAUGCACACUCGUGUGCACCGCAGUUCAAACAGUUGAUUGAGAGCCUGUCGCUCUGGGGCGGACAGACGUCAAUGACCGUGGCAGACCGCCACAAUCUUGGACGUGCGGUGGCGUCCCUCGCCGGUACGUGUGGUGACUCAUCUUGCUUCCUUCAGCUCUCGCGACAUUUGGGUCAGGAGGUCACAGAUCGCGGCAUCCAACGUGGUGAUCCGUACCAGCGGUUCAUGGGUCUGUUUCUCAAAAUGUUUGGACGGUACUAUUGCCAGAAUGACGCGCAAGGUGGCAGCUGUGCCAUCAAGCACCUUGGCUACCUCAUUCAGGGUAUGCAGCCGGGUAUGCAGCAACACAUGUCGGCGCGGACCACGGCUGUGGACCGCGACGCGCUCCUCGAUUUGUUGCCCAACUGCGACGCGAGCAAAUGUAACCUAGACUACAUUAACGACGGAGUCUGCGACCCGCAGUGUUUCAACGCCCUCUGCGGUUUCGAUGGCCGCGACUGCCUCGUAGCGAAUAUGUUUCCCGGUAUUGUGCAGCGUUUGCUCAAACCAAUCCCCCUCUCCAGCGAUUGUCACCCCCUCAACCGUAACCUCGAGACCUGUCCCAAGGAGUUCGAGUGCCACCGCACUAUCAGCAAAGCCGUCGUGAACCACGGCUGCUGCUUCGCGGUGGGCAUUGACAUCCUCAAGGAGGUUCUCGACCUGGAGUACUACUCGCACCCGCUCAUUCGUAAUGGUGCCGUCAGCUUCAAAGACUUGGGCAAACUUGUAGACGCCGAGGCGAUUCGAAAUCUCCUCAUCCCGCCGCCGCAGUACUCAGACGGGGACGGCGACUCCAACAGCCUCUGGUCCGGGUUCGGCUCUGGUUUCGGCACGAGAGGCGAGUUGGUGGACAGCGCCUUCCUCAACGGCUUUGACCUAAAUAGCUACGAAGUUUACACGCCUGCCCGGAGCAGCAUUUACUCCCAAACACUCUGCAGCAUCUACCAAGACCGCACCUGCAGCCGAGGCCUGGCCCGACGCAUUCUGGUAAUCUACUUCGAGGCUGACUCACCGAGCUAUGACGCGUUAGGCUGGAUGAUGGCCAGGCCGCCCAGCGUCAAACUGGCCGAAUUUCCUGCAGAUCUGAUCAAUUACCAGGAGUUCAAGACCGCCGUGGAGAACGAAGCGCCCGUCCUGCGUCUAAAGGUGUUAACGCGGAAAGCAUUGAGCGACCUGCUCGUGCUCCCACUCACCGACGUACGCGAAGUGAACGUGUGGCCCUCCGAAAACUCGCGCGCUUCGCUCAUCGAGAUCCUCGUGGACCCUUCGCUCUUCAUCGACGAGACCCAACGCACCCUAAACACCCUCCAGGAGAACGGGGAGUUUGGCGAUAUGGUUAGCGCCGCCGUGUUACAAUGGCGCAUGGGUCUCAGUGACGUGCUGGACAACUAUCUAAGUGUGUUCGAAGCGGGCCCCCAGAAGCGCCGUCUGGCGGCUACAAGACAACUGGCGGCUGCGGAGGUGGACCAGAAGAAGAGCGCGGCUUUGGACGUGGACACGGUACGUCAAGUACCGGUCACACUAAUCAAGAACGUCCAGUUCGUGAUCCAGACAUUGGAUCCUGCGCAGUCGAACAAGGUGAAUGAGUUGCCGACUGACGGCACGUUCGACUUGGGAUAUUUGGCGGGGCCACACCGGCUGUGCAGUGUGCGCGCACUCAUCUCGGAAACGGAUCCGUGGAGUCGCGGACAAAACAUUCCCUUCAGCAGUUACGAGUUACUGGGUGGUUCGGUGAGUGGUCAGGAAGGCGACACAGUGACAAUCGGUUGCCGAUCGGGUUUCCAGCCAUAUGCAGAUAUUGCAACAAAGACCCAGAAGGUUCUCUGCAGCAAUGGACGUUGGUUAGCCGCUGACCGGUCACCGCUACUGCGCUGUAUGAAGCCGUGUCCCUACUUCCACCUGCAGACGCCUUCGCCUGCCAUGUACCGCGUUGUAGGUGACGGUAUCAGCGCCGGCAGUGUGCGGCAGGUGUCUUGUGCAGCUGGUUAUGCGGCCACGGAUAGUCAGGCGAGUGAAGAACUGGUAUGUGUAAGUGGUCAGUGGAGUAAUCUGACCCUGCAGUGUAAGAAGGCUUCUUCUUUCGACCAGACCUGUGGUGGUGUUCCUCUCGAUUUGCUUGUCGAUGCUUUCCAUUUCAAGAUGACCGACGUCGUGACUACCGGCUUGCCCGACUCCAAGUGGUGGAAGGCCACGUGUCAGCGUGGCUACGAAGCCUCCUAUGGCACCGACCCGCUCUAUCUCGCAUGCGUGGAUGACCGACGUCUUUUCAGUUUCGGACUCAUGAGCUAUCAUCUUCAACAGACAUUGCUGAAGCAGAGCAACGGGGAAGCUAUUGAAACCGCCCUGACUCAAUUCACUGCAGACGGAAUCCGCUCCGGAGACUGUGGCGAAGUUGAGCUGGCUCGCCUGAUCUGGUCACCAGAUCUACCUCUCAAGCCGGCGGCCGGUUUGAAGCAACAAGUUACCACUCUUCGUUGCGACGAAGCGAUCGUCACCAAACCUCAACUACUUGUUGAGUCUGGUAUUGAUGACUGGGCCUACAUUGGCGUCGUGGCUGGCAUUGCCUUUGGCGCUACCGCUCUAUUCGGACUCUGGGGCUAUUACUGGCAGACACGUGGACGUGAACGACACAAUGUUAAAAAGGCUAAAAAGAUAGCAGCCAAAGCUAGACUCGAACAAGCCGAGCCAUUGCAACUAGAAACCUACGGAUCACCCCAGAAUGAUCUCCCGCCCCGUGGACAAAUCCCCGCCAACAAAUUCCCCUCUACCGACGCCAGUGAUGUUCUUCCAUCCACCAAACUCGUUUCACAACCACCACCACCACUUCAAGACCCCAACAAUCAACAGGCCCCCUGGAAAGACCACAGCAGCCAUGGAGGUUACUACAGCGACGUUGAAUACUACAUAAAACCACAAGAACAAUAA
This is a messenger RNA of Gregarina niphandrodes, 10506 nucleotides long. RefSeq names its product bacterial Ig-like domain protein. Lineage: Eukaryota; Apicomplexa; Conoidasida; Eugregarinorida; Gregarinidae. The transcript is spliced from 2 exons. The coding region runs from base 1 to 10506 and encodes 3501 amino acids. The record is from RefSeq and is a predicted model, not a curated record.